Molecule: messenger RNA, 4799 nt
Organism: Hipposideros armiger (great roundleaf bat)
Lineage: Eukaryota; Metazoa; Chordata; Mammalia; Chiroptera; Hipposideridae
Gene: TSSK2
Product: testis specific serine kinase 2
Exons: 1
Coding region: 3596-4672 (358 amino acids)
Biological process (GO): intracellular signal transduction; protein phosphorylation; microtubule cytoskeleton organization
Cellular component (GO): cytoplasm
Molecular function (GO): tau-protein kinase activity; ATP binding
Source: RefSeq, a predicted model, not a curated record
UAUGCCCUGAACCUGCCCUCUGCAAUCCUCCCCAUAUCCGAUCCACCACUCUGCCUGGCUGCUCCAUCCGUACAGCCACCUUCACACAUUCUAUGUCCUCAUAUCUCCGUGGUCCAGUGUGUCAUAGCUCAGCGACCACCAAGGCCUCCGUCCUUGCACUCCCAUUGCAUCUCGUAGCACUCAGUCUGGCUCCCACUGCCCCAGGAAGGAUCCCAGUGCCUGGAUUUUGAGGUCCUCCCAGGUAUGGUCUUCUCCUGGCUUCCCAGCCCCCUCCCUCACCUCACACCCCACAUAUGCAUGCCAUAAUCAUACUUGUGGAUGCAUCCCUGCAGAUCUUGCCCACCUCUCCAGGCUCAGUUGAGGGGCCAUGGCCUCCACAAGGCUUUCUGGGGGCUUCUAACAGCACUCAGCAGCCAGCCACUGUGAGCUCCGCCAGGACAGGCCAGUGAGUGCCCAGGCUCCGGGCACAGAACAGGCCCUGAGUAAUACUGGAGCGACCACCCAUUUUUCUAGUGAAUACUGAAGGCCCCAGGAAGCCAGUCAUUCAGGUUGUUUGGUGGUGGAGUAGAAUUGCAAAGUGCUUGGGGCCAGCUGAGAUAGUGACAUCCUGAGAAGAAGCUCAUGAACCUCUCCUCUCUUCUGUCCUCUCUACAACCUGCUGCCGUCCUUAGGGCAGUGGGCAGUGUGUGGCAAGAAGGCCUAGGAGUCUCACUGCAGCCCAGCCAGGAGGCGAGUCUGGAAGGGAGGGGCUGCAGGAAGGCGCACCUAUUGUAUGCUUUCCAGGUAAGGAGGCAGCUCAGAGAGGGUAGACAAGUACCUGAGUCACACAGCAUAGAGUGGCAGCCCAGGUGACUGAAGCCACGCCUCCCCAGGUGGCCAUGUGCCAGCCACUCCUGUGAGAUGCUCAACCCACUGGGCCCAGCCUUGGAUCACACCCCUUCAGUGACCUCCCCGAUAGGACUCUAGGAUCAAGAUCAUCAACAUGGAUGCUGUAGCCCACAGUGCUCUCUUCCACCCCCACACUCUUACCACACUGUCCUUUCAGGCCAUCACAUGCACUAGCAGCCCUCACACUCCUCUGUGUGGCUAACUCAGCCCUCGGCCUUCCCAGCCUCCCCAAGUCCGGCCCCCAGUUUUGUACUCACAGCUCCAUGUUUCUUGGUAUCACUGCAGUCACCAUUGGGCAUUCACAUUCAUUAGUGUGACAUUGAAUUUCCCAGGCCUCUGGACUCCAGGAAAGCCCAGGCCCUGUCUAGUUCAUCAGUGUACCCCAGCACCUGCAACCGACCCUCAAAUACCUAUGGAGUGAAUGGACAAGUGGGUGCCCACUUUAUGGAGGAAACCAAAGUUCAGAAGGAGUGGCCUGCCCAGAGUCUGCAGGUCUCUGACCCACAGGACUGCAGGUUGGGAAUUUCCUGGAGGUCCCCUGGUCCAAUCAAACACUACCCCCUCAAAUACACCAGGAAUCCCUGCCUCAGUGUGCAUAGGCUGGGUGACGCCACCCACCCCACACCCUGGAAGCUCCAAUUGUAUGAUGCUGAGAACUGCCUCCUCCAUGUCCCCAAGAACCAAAGGCCACCCUGUCCGGGCAAGAGAGGGAUAUGAGGGGGCAGAAUCUACAAAGGGUCAGUGGAGUCAGCCAAGAAGGCAGACACGCAGGGGCAUCCCAGAUGAAACAUUGGGGCACAGGAAAAAAGGGGGACGUGCUAUUGGGUCCUGACUACAAAUCCUCACAGCUAGCCCCUUCUGGGAUACAAAGGAGUGAAGUUCUGGUGAUGUAGGUCAAAAAAAGAGCCCCCAGGAGAAAGGUAGGCAUCAGCUAAAGCUAUUAACGAUGGAAGUUCUAAAGAGCUGGGAUCAGGCCUCAGGGAGGCCUGCCAUGCUGGGGUCAGUCACUCCUGCCUGGACUCUGGCUGCCCUACCCCUGCCAUCUGUCAGACUUCCAGACACAGGGAGCUCCCCGCAUGCUCUAGGUGCAUCCACAUAGCCAUGCUCUGGCCAACACAUCACAUCUACCUGGCACAUCCUGCCCCUUGUCAACCUGGUGGAGCACCAUUGAGCCUUCGUAUGCCAGCAUUAUCAUCAGCCCCCAACCACCCACACAGAAAAAGGCCUUCCUCUCCUCUGAACACCAAGAACAUGGCAUGCCUAUCCUGGCAAUUUGCUAUGUGUGGGCACAGGAUGCCUGUGAUGGAGGACAAAUGAACAGCAGAGCUUCCAAAGUACCUAAGGCAAUGCACAUAGGAGGCCAUGUUUCCCAAAGCAGAACUCCAUACAUGUGCCCUGAAAAAGUGUUUUCACGUUGUUUCCAGGCACAAAAGAUAGUCUGAGAUGAAACGAUGUGCUUCCCCAGAGUUCCAACAGUCACAACAUGCCACUCCUCACAAAGGCCCAAAGUGACAUAAUUCAGGACUCCUAAUUACCCAGGUGCUUGCUCUUGACUGUUGAGGCUGUGGGUACCGCCAGGACCCCCAGCAUCAAGGCUCCACUCGGGACCCCACCCACUUGCCAACCAGAGCACCAGGCCCUCCUCUGUCUCUCUCUGCUGCCCAAUCCCCAUGGGCCCUCCCUUGUCCAGCCUGCUCUUACCUGGUCAAAGGCACUGGCCUCCACUCACCCCAAAGGUCAUUCUCUAUGAUGUCAUCUUAAAACGUGUCUUGGGUCACAGCUCUUCUUGCUCUGGGCCCUGCAAUGGCUGCCCAAUGCUCAGGGAAAAGCCCUCACUUACCUUCUGCCCACCACCCUCCCGACUGUGGGAGUCAGCCAUUCUCAGAAUAAGCAAGCCCUCUCCUCUUCCAGGCUAUUCCCUACCUGGAUGCCUCACCACUACCUGACAGAAGCCUGACCCAUCCUCCAGGCCUGUCCCAGUCCUUGGAACACACAUCUGCCAGCCGGGGGCUCACAGCACCCCUAAGCUCUGCCUGUCCUCCCACUCCACACACAUCCAGCUGACUGUUAGCAGCAGCAGCGGAAGCUGUACUCAUCCAACCAGGGCCCUACCCCAAACAGGAGCUGCUCCUGUCCACCAAGCUUGGAACCACUGCCAGUCUGGCCAGACCGGGGCAGUCCUCCACAGGCACCACCAGUUCUGAGGACACAAGCCUUAGACAGGGUUUACUUCACACCCCAAAGAAGUUGCGGGAAAUUGGGCAUAGUGGAACAAGGACCAAUGCAGGGUCAGUCCCCACAGCCAGGAGAAGGAAACUUGCAUGGGGCUGGCACUCUGGCUAGACCUGGGAAGCCCCCUUCAUGCCUGACUUGUGACAGGGAAGCGACAGUGAGGAGGAGCAGGAAGGGUUACCAUAGUCCAGAGUGCCAGCUUCCUUCUCGUGGGCGGAGAGUGGGCAUUCCUGCCACGCCAGCCUGGCUUCUAGGGCUCCAGGGGCCCCAUUUCCCCCAGCCGUCCCCACUCCCUGCAGCCUGGCUUUAUGACUUCACAUGCUGAAGUCACUUGGAGACAAUGCUGAGCAUUCCACUCCUCCAAGUCCAGGCCAGCCCAGCCAGACGACUCUUCACACUGUAAAUGAGGACAAUGCCUGCCGGCCCAUGUCGGGAGGGGAUGUAGAGGGCAGCGGCGCCCGCCGCUUCUGGCACCAUGGACGAUGCCGCGGUCCUAAGGAAGAAGGGUUACAUCGUGGGAAUCAGUCUUGGCAAGGGCUCCUAUGCAAAAGUCAAAUCUGCCUACUCCGAGCGCCUCAAGUUCAACGUGGCGGUUAAGAUCAUUGAUCGCAAGAAAACACCCACCGACUUUGUGGAGAGAUUCCUUCCUCGGGAGAUGGACAUCCUGGCAACUGUCAACCACCGCUCUAUCAUCAAGACCUAUGAGAUCUUUGAAACCUCAGACGGGCGCAUCUACAUUGUCAUGGAGCUCGGCGUCCAGGGCGACCUCCUCGAGUUCAUCAAGUGCCGGGGGGCCCUGCACGAGGAUGUGGCGCGCAGGAUGUUCCGUCAACUAUCCUCGGCUGUCAAGUACUGCCAUGACCUAGAUGUCGUCCACCGAGACCUCAAGUGCGAGAACCUUCUCCUAGACAAGGACUUCAACAUCAAGCUGUCCGACUUCGGAUUCUCCAAGCGCUGCCUACGGGAUGGCAGCGGGCACAUCAUCCUCAGCAAGACCUUCUGUGGGUCUGCAGCGUACGCGGCCCCCGAGGUGCUACAGGGCAUCCCCUACCAGCCCAAGGUCUAUGACAUCUGGAGCCUGGGCGUGAUCCUCUACAUCAUGGUCUGCGGAUCCAUGCCCUACGAUGACUCUGACAUCAAGAAGAUGCUACGAAUCCAGAAGGAGCACCGUGUGGACUUUCCACGCUCCAAGAACCUGACAGGCGAGUGCAAGGACCUCAUCUAUCGCAUCCUGCAGCCGGACGUCAACCGGCGACUGCACAUUGAUGAGAUCCUCAGCCACUCAUGGUUGCAGCCCCCCAAGCCCAAAGCCAUGUCUUCUGCCUCCUUUAAGAGGGAGGGUGAGGGCAAGUACCGGGCAGAGUACAAACUGGACACACGACCAGGCUCGCGGCCCGAGCACCGGCCUGACCACAAGCUGGGGGCCAAAAUCCAGCACCGGCUGCUGGUGAUGCCCGAGAAUGAGGACAGGAUGGAGGAAAGGCUGGCCGAGACCUCCAGGGCAAAAGAGCAUCACAUCUCCGGAGCUGAGGUGGGGAAGGCAAGCACCUAAGGUGCUGAGGGCCGGGGAGCGUGGUGCAUGGUGGCGCCCCCAUAAACUAAGUAGGCAGGUAGGAGCUGAAGAAGCACAGGUUCAAGGAACAAGUAAAAUCUGUCAAUUAAACCACUAUUUUGAUUAC